UGUCUUUUUGACGUGUAGUGAAGGUGCGUCGUGGGCAGGCUGGAGUUUCUCCAGUUAAAUCUAAUUUGUAAAAUAUUUUCAUGAUUUGGACACUUGUAAACGUUGUUGACAACAAAAUUACUUUUAGCACUUUUCAUAGAAGGUGAAUUGAGAGAACUACGUAAACAUGAGUCGUUUCUUCGCGACUGGCACUGACUCCGAGUCGGAAAGUCAGAGUGAGGACGAGCCAGUAGUACGCGCCCCAGCGCCGGUCUACACGUUCAGUGAUGAUGAGGAAGAAACAAAGCGCGUUGUGCGCUCCAUGAAGGAGAAGCGAUAUGAGGAGUUGGAAGCUAUUAUCCAUUCCCUCAGGAACCAUCGCAAGAUCAAAGAUUUCUCUUCCGCCCUAAAUUCGUUUGAAGAGCUUCAGCGAGCCUACACCCGUGCAGCACCAGUAGUACAAAAAGAAGAAAAUGGAGUUGCUCCCAGAUUCUUCAUUAGGGCUCUGGCAGAGCUGGAUGACUGGGUGGUUGGAGCAUGGUUCGACCGUGACAGCAGGAAAGCUUUGUCAAAAGGCAACAGCAAAGCCCUCACAUCCCUGAGACAGAAGCUGAGGAAGUAUACUAAGGACUUUGAGGCUGAGAUGUCCAAAUUCCGUGAGGAUCCUGACUUACCAGAUGAUGAUGAUGAGCGUAAAGACUCGUCAUCUUCGGAUGAGUCUGAUGAUGAAGAAAAGGUCAAAGAGAAGCCGCGAGUGCGUCGCUCGCCCGAGCCUCCGCGGCGCCCUCCACCUCAGGACGACGAAUCCUCAGACUCCAUGGACUGGGGAUCCAGCUCUUCCGAUUCCAGCUCCAGCUCCGACGACGAGACCCGUGGAGCCACCACCAUUCGUGAACGUUUCUUGAAGAGAAACACGGAGAGAGAUGACGACGAAGACAAGGACAGGCGCAAGGCCAAGAGACGUGAGGACAGACACAACGUCAGGAUAGGAAAGAGCAAAAAGGAUCAAGCUGACGAUGGCGGCGAAUGGGAAACCGUCAGGAAGGGAGCUGCUACAUCUGACAAACCUAAAAUGUUUGCUAAGGACAGUGACAUUGAUGCUGCACUGGUCGUCAAGAAAUUGGGCGAAAUCAGCGCCGCUCGUGGUCGCAAGCGUACUGACCGUCGCGCACAAUUGGAGCUCUUGCACGAGUUGCGUACCGUCGCUGCUCAACACAACCUGGGAGAUGCCCUGCAGCUUAAACUGCGCGCCGCUACAGUCGCCGCUCUCUUCGACUACAAUCCCAAAGUAUCCGAUGCCAUGAAACCCGAAUACUGGUCGAAGCUCGUCGAAAAUGUGGACCACAUGGUCACAUUACUGUUGGCUCAUGAAGACAUGCAAUUGAGUGAAACUAUCACUGAAGAAAACGAGCAGCUCGUCACGCCGCCUUUCCUCGUCCGCGGUUGUUUACUCACUGCUUUGGAGCGACUUGAUGAUGAGUUCACUAAGCUGCUUAAGGAGUGUGACCCUCACUCCAAUGAAUACGUCGAGAGAUUAAAGGAUGAAGUACGCGUGUCUGCUCUAAUUGACCGCGUAUGCCAGGUAGUAGAACGUGACGGCACGCCUCAAGAGAUUUGCCGCGCCUACCUACGUAAGAUCGAUCAUCUGUAUUACAAGUUCGAUCCUCGCGCUGUGCGCAAAGACUUACCUCCUGAUGAGGAGACUACAAUUAAGAAAAUGGAGAAAUUCUGUAAAUAUAUUUACGCUCAUGAUGAAACUGACCGACUGAGAACUCGCGCGAUCCUCUCCCACAUCUACCACCACGCCCUACAUGACAACUGGUUCCAAGCUCGUGACUUGCUGUUGAUGUCUCAUUUGCAAGAAACUGUUCAACACUCUGACCCUAGCACUCAGAUCCUGUACAACCGUACUAUGGCUAACUUGGGUCUCUGCGCUUUCCGCCGCGGUAACGUAAAAGAGGCACACGGCUGUUUAGCAGAGUUGAUGAUGACUGGCAAACCUAAGGAGCUUCUGGCUCAAGGUUUGUUACCGCAACGUCAGCACGAGCGUUCUAAAGAACAAGAGAAGAUUGAGAAACAGCGUCAAAUGCCGUUCCACAUGCACAUCAACUUAGAGCUUCUUGAAUGUGUAUACCUAGUGUCUGCUAUGCUGAUCGAGAUUCCGUACAUGGCUGCUCAUGAGUUCGAUGCUCGUCGUCGCAUGAUCAGUAAAACUUUCUACCAGAACUUGCGUGCUAGUGAGCGGCAAGCCCUUGUUGGACCACCGGAAUCUAUGCGUGAGCACGCUGUAGCGGCCGCGAGGGCCAUGCGUCGUGGAGAUUGGCGAGCUUGCCUUAACUUCAUAGUUAAUGAAAAAAUGAAUGCUAAGGUUUGGGACCUAAUGGUUGGCGCUGACAAUGUGCGCGCUAUGCUCGGCAGGUUAAUCCGUGAGGAGUCAGUCCGCACUUACCUGUUCACUUACGCUCACGUGUACGCGUCGCUGUCGUUACGCUCGCUUGCCGACAUGUUCGAGCUUCCUCGCCAGCGCGUACACUCCCUGGUGUCCAAGAUGAUCAUCAAUGAGGAACUGCUCGCGUCCCUUGACGACCCCAGCGAGUGCGCCAUACUGCAUCGUUCAGAGCCUACCAGGAUGCAAGCAUUAGCACUUCAGCUUGCUGAUAAGGUCGGCAACUUGGUGGACUCCAACGAGCGCAUCUUUGAGAGGCAAGGCUCGUUCUUCCAGCGUGGCGGAGGCGGCGGCGGCGGUGGUCGCGGUGAAGGUCGCCAGCGCGAACGUCCGCGCGAGGGCUGGAACCGUCGCACGCGCAACCGACGCCGGGACGACGAACGCGGGGACGACUAAAUAUCUAAACUGCAUAAAGAAGACCAGUAGCUUGUUUAUAUAUUUGAAUACAUAUUUCAAUCCCUAUACAUGUCUUUGAAUCUGUAUCGUUCUGUUUACAUUGAAAAAUAUUCUUUUCUAAACUGUAACCUAAAUCGAUCGCUAAAAGUUAAACGCCCAAGAUAUGCUACUGGUCUUUCUCUAUCUGUCACAACUCAUAAUAUCCUGACCGAAAAUUUGUUUUAAAUAAAACCUUUCAAUGUAUUUGAAACAAUGUUUAGUCCCUUAAUAUAUUUUAUAGGAGAUAGAUAUUCAAACUAUGUAAGUGGAGAGGAUAAAUUAUCAUUCUUUUUUACCUUGGUAGAACAAAUUUGGUAAUGUAACCGUUUUUUUUUACAUUUGCGUAAUCAAAAAUAUUUCAGCUAUGGGUAUAGUUGAAAUCUAAAACAAGUUAGUAUUGCAUCUCCAGUUGCAUUCGUUUAAAUGUUGUGGUCUCCCUGCAGUUCAGUUGCUAAAUAAAAUAUUAUAUUUGAAAA
Trichoplusia ni (cabbage looper) is the source of this 3336-nucleotide messenger RNA. RefSeq names its product eukaryotic translation initiation factor 3 subunit C (gene eIF3c). The coding region runs from base 167 to 2821 and encodes 884 amino acids. Gene Ontology annotation, molecular function: translation initiation factor binding; translation initiation factor activity; RNA binding. Gene Ontology annotation, biological process: translational initiation. The record is from RefSeq and is a predicted model, not a curated record. The transcript is spliced from 7 exons. Lineage: Eukaryota; Metazoa; Arthropoda; Insecta; Lepidoptera; Noctuidae. Gene Ontology annotation, cellular component: eukaryotic translation initiation factor 3 complex.